Moneuplotes crassus is the source of this 1371-nucleotide messenger RNA. The record is from the annotation of a GenBank genome assembly. Lineage: Eukaryota; Ciliophora; Spirotrichea; Euplotida; Euplotidae.
UUAUAUAUUAUUUUCAGCCGUAUUUAAUCAUUAUUUGAACACUUUUUGAAUGGUAAAGGAACGCUUGAACUAUGUGCCUAUUGGGCCUCCUGUUGCAUUAUUAUUGUUAAAAUUGCUUAUCCUUGGAUAUAGAUCCCAACAAAUUUGCUUAUAUUCUCCAGAAGACACUUCAAAUCAACAAAUAUUUGUUCAGCACAAAAUACUUGGAGUCCAGAAGGGGGCAGACAAGGAGGAGAUAAAAUCAGCUUACUUUAAGCUCGCCAAGAAAUAUCACCCUGACAUUUCAAGUGAAACUGAAGCCAAAAAGAAAUUUGCCCAAAUAAAGGAGGCAUAUGAAUGCCUUAAUGAUGACAGUCAGAGGGGGAGCUACGACUUUAACAAGCAGAGCCAGGAGUUUCGCCAGAGCUAUUCCCAGAAGAAAUCUCAGGAUGACUUUUACAAAAACUUUAACUUCAAAGAAUGGAGGGCUAAGCAUGGUUCAAACUACAAGCCGAAAGACAAUUUUAGCGAAUUUUAUGAAGAUUUUGACGACUUCAUUAACUUCAGGAAAAGCAAGGCUUCUGAACAAAAUAACAGGAGUCAGUCUCAGAACAGAGUGAUUAAGGGCAAAAAUGUAGUGAUGCAUAUAAGUCUUUCCUUCCUUGAAGCUAUAAAUGGAGCUAAAAAGGAGGUGACUUAUCAUAAGGAUACUAUAUGCACACCUUGCAAUGGAUCAGGCAAGGAAAAGGUCAAGAAUUAUUGAUAUAACUGUGGAGGCCAGGGCUAUGUCAGGGUCAGAAGGAACAACGGCAGGUUUGGACAAGUUCCAUGACCAAAGUGUUCCCAUUAUAACAAAAAUGCUAGCAGAUGAUCACAUUGAAGAGGCAAAGGAACUCAAUAUGUUAAGGUUACAGAUCUUAUAAGGAUUCCAAAAGGAGUGAACACUGGAGUAAAUCUGAAAUUAACUAAGCGAGGAAAUGUUAGCAAAAAUGGUCCAGCAGGAGAUCUUAUAUUGAAAAUUGAUGUUGAUGAUCAUGAUUACUUUAAUAGAAAGGGAUUCAAUAUUCAUACAAAACAAAAAGUAACUGUUGCUGAAGCAUUAUUGGGAGCUAGCUUUGAGAUUGAAACGAUUAGAGGUCCAUUGAAAAUUACGAUGUCUCCUGGAAUUCAGAGCGGAGAAGUCAAGAAAAUUGUUCAAUAUGGAAUUAAUAAAUUACCUCCUCUUCAGAAGCAAAGAGGCCAUCAUUUUGUAAAAUUUGAGUUAGAGGUUCCAAAGCAGUUGACUGAGGAGCAGAGGGAUUUAUUCAUGGAGUUUUCAAAAGUAGAGAAGAAGAUCAAUCAAGUUUACUAAUCUAUAAGGAAUUGCAUGAGAACACCCUUAAAAAUAUGUCA